Messenger RNA from Maylandia zebra (zebra mbuna), 8775 nucleotides. The record is from RefSeq and is a predicted model, not a curated record. Lineage: Eukaryota; Metazoa; Chordata; Actinopteri; Cichliformes; Cichlidae.
UGCUGCUCCCUGCCUAAACUGAGCUGCUGUCCACCUGUGCGGGAUAAUCUCCGUCCAACCAGCAGCCAGGAGACACUACAACAUCCACCGUUUGCCAGGCAGAUUACUUAAGGGUGAACCGCCGUUUGGUGGAGGAAUACGAGGGACUAAGUUGCCAUUACAGCCUCGUUUUUUUGGGGUUUUUUUUUCCGCGUGCUGCUUGUCAGCUCCUGCCAAACGUUCAGUUUGUAGGCACUGCAGCUUUUAGACUACUUUAUUCAGUGGCGCUUAGCUGUUUCUUGGCCACUCUCUCUCUCUUUUCUUUCCAUAACGGUCUGUGUUUUUGGUGAUUGUCCACACAUUUCCGCCUGCAUUUGGAAACUAAAGCUUCCGUUUGAAUUCUUUCUGCUUGCUCGCUGGCUCAAUGUUGGAGUUGUCCGAUGAGAGCGAAGCGCCUUCGCUAAGCUUGCACAUAUAGAAAGGCGGACCUAUUGCGCGCCGCACCGCUCCUUCACGCGCACAUGGGCUCAGACGCGCACGCUCACACGCACGUGCACACACGGCUGCAACUCCAGACAUGCAGCUGGUUCCCCUGUGUGUGCACACCUUAGCUUCUGAGUGCCGUUAAACUCCAGAGCUUAGCACAGAUAAGCGUUUAGCUUUCACCCAUCCAUCCUUGCCAAGUUCUUUCUGAUAUGCACAAGGGGGACACCCGCUAAAGGAAACCAUCGCAGAAACCAUCUAAAAGAUGAGAGAAAUUGGCCUCAGCGGAUUUCCCGUCGGUCACCGGAUUUGUGAGUGCAGGGUCGGGGCGGAGGGCACCGGGGAGAGAGGACAGGGAGAGGCCGGGGAGGAGGAGCUCUCAUCCGGACUGCCCGCCGCGGAACAGCCGCUGCUGCCGUGCUCAAGAAGCAGGCUGCUGCUGCCAGGGGGAGGCGGGGGGAGGAUGAAGAGUGCCUCAGUCUGAAAUUAUAACACUCAGCUGGCUUUGGGAGUGUUUGUUUUCUUGCAUUUUACCUCUCACUAAUUAGUCUGAAGAUGCGAGAUAACGAACAGUGGCCUACUUAAUAACUGUCAUCCGUUCUCUCACCGGUGUGGCACUUUUGGGUCAGCUUAAAGGUAAAUUCAGCACUUUGUUGAAGUGAAGGCCUGCAGUUGUGAAUUUACCUGUUCAGUGGCUUUUGAAAGGACAUCCUCCCACUUUACUAAUUUCAACUUUGUGAUUUUCUUUUCGUAUUAGUUUAAGGUGUUUGUAGUAAUAUAAGUCAGACCUAUACAGAAUAUCCUAUUAUCAUUAUAAAGGGACGUCUAGUGUGUCUGUGAUACUCAGUAGUGGGUUUAUAGUCGCUAUAUUGGACUUAAUGGUCAUUUCUAUCUCUUCAAUAUUACUAGGAUACAGUAUUUCUUUAGAAUAGCCAAUAUAAAUACAUAGUUUAUAAUUUUCUGUGAUAAUUAAAUAGUAUUGUAUUUAUAUUUAUUAUAAGAUCACUAAAAUUCCUUUUGUACUCCCAUAUAUGUAGAUACCUUGAAGGAGCCCUGUUUCCAGGUGCCUUGAUAGUGGAGGUUGGCAAUUCAUCAUUUAUUAACCUACCGAACUGUCUAUGAAUUAUCAGAAGUCAUGAUAUGAUUUAAGGCCAACAUGGUAGUGUUUUUGCUGUAUUGGGCUUUUGUAGUGCAAUUUCAAGUUCUCUUGCUUCGUUUUAGUUCGAGUCCUCUUGAUUCCUUUUUUCCUAGGCUGAUUUGAGCACUGACUUUUUUAGCAAUACUCCUCUGUCUGGAACUCGACCACAGCCUUAUAAACCCACCAGAAGAUGGUCACCUGCUUAUCAAACAGUAUGACAAGCACAUGUGUGUCCUAACACUCGGUGGCAGAUGCUGUUUGCAGAUACACCAACACGCUCAGUUAUUUAUAGACAUUAAUAUCACUGUGUGCUUUUGGAGUAUCAGUUCAGAACAAGUGCCGAUGCUCGACGGAAUGUAACCCAAUCUACGGAGCUUCAGAAGUUUCAGUCAGACGCAGAGACUUGGAGGAAUACAGGCUGAACUCAUCUUUAAUAGCAGCUGGCAGCAGCUGACUGUGGGGGUCACAGACUGUACACUGGAAGUGCAGAGACACUGUCUUUAGAAGUUUGGACACAAAGCACAAGAGCCCCACCUGAUCUAGAUCAUCGCGCCCGGCGGAAGAGCAUAGCCACCGGGAAGCAGCCCAGCAUGGAGGUCCCUCCCACUGCCCCCCUUCAACCCUUCCGACAAUCCAGUUUCCUCAGUAGAAGGUUGAAGGGCUCAAUCAAGAGGGCCAAGAGUCAGCCCAAACUGGACCGAACUAGCAGUUUCCGCCACAUGAUCCUCCCCCGCUUCCGCAGUGCUGACCAAGACAGGACCCGUUUGAUGCAGAGCUUCAAAGAGUCCCACUCCCAUGAGUCCCUGCUUUCUCCCAGCAGUGCCGCUGAGGCCCUGGACCUCACUCUGGACGAGGACGCUAUCAUCAAACCUGUGCACUCGAGCAUCCUGGGACAGGAGUACUGCUUUGAGGUGACUACGGCAUCGGGAACCAAGUGCUUUGCGUGUCGCUCAGCUGCAGAGAGAGACAAAUGGAUCGAGAACCUGCAGAGAGCUGUCAAGCCCAACAAGGACAACAGCCGGAGGGUGGACAAUGUGCUCAAACUGUGGAUCAUAGAGGCCCGCGAGCUUCCAGCAAAGAAACGAUACUACUGCGAACUAUGUUUGGACGACAUGCUGUAUGCACGCACCACCAGCAAGCCCCGCACCGACACCGUUUUCUGGGGCGAGCACUUUGAAUUCAACAACCUGCCAGCUGUCCGCAACCUACGCCUUCAUCUAUACAAGGAGACAGACAAGAAGAGACGCAAGGAAAAGAGCACAUACUUAGGACUCGUAAGCAUCCCCAUCUCAAGCAUCACUGGACGUCAGUUUGUGGAGCAGUGGUACCCGGUCAUCCAGCCCAGCGUUCUCACCAAGGGAGCUGGUGUCGGAGGAGGGAAGAUCAUCAAUGCAUCUCUACGCCUCAAAUCCCGCUUUCAGACCAUGAACAUCCUGCCCAUGGAGCUGUAUAAGGAGUUUGCAGAGUAUGUCACUAAUAACUACCGCACCCUGUGUGCUGUGCUGGAGCCUGUGCUGAGUGUCAAGAGCAAAGAGGAAGUGGCCUGUGCUCUGGUGCAUAUACUUCAGAGCACAGGGAAAGCUAAGGAUUUUCUAUCGGACAUGGCAAUGUGUGAGGUAGACAGAUUCAUCGACCGAGAACACCUUAUCUUCAGAGAGAACACUCUGGCCACCAAAGCCAUAGAAGAGUACCUCAAACUGAUUGGACAUAAGUACCUCAAGGAUGCUAUAGGGGAGUUCAUAAGGGCCUUGUAUGAGUCAGAAGAAAAUUGUGAAGUUGACCCCAUGAGAAUACCACCCUCUGUAUUACCAGACCACCAAGCCAAUCUUCGAAUGUGCUGUGAAUUGGCACUCUGCAAGAUUGUUAAUUCCCAUUGUGUGUUCCCUCGAGAGCUGAAGGAAGUCUUUGCCUCCUGGCGAGUGCGCUGUGCUGAGAGGGGUCGAGAAGACAUCGCUGACCGCCUCAUCAGCGGUUCUCUUUUCCUGCGCUUCCUGUGUCCUGCUAUCAUGUCGCCAUCGCUUUUCAACCUCACCCAGGAGUAUCCAGAUGAGCAGACAUCACGCACACUCACCCUCAUCGCUAAAGUAGUGCAAAACCUGGCUAACUUCUCCAAGUUUGGAAGCAAAGAGGAGUACAUGUGUUUCAUGAAUGAGUUUUUAGAAAUGGAGUGGGGCUCCAUGCAGCAGUUCCUCUACGAGAUCUCCAACCUGGACAGUGUCAGCAAUGCAGGCGCUUUUGAGGGCUACAUCGACCUGGGCAGGGAGCUGUCUAUACUGCACAGUCUCCUCUGGGAGGUCAUGGCUCAACUCAGCAAGGAUGCCAUCAUCAAACUGGGUCCUUUGCCUCGUCUCCUGAAUGACAUCAGCAUGGCCUUGCGUAACCCACACCUCCAGAGGCAGCCCAGCCAUCAGACAGACAGAGAGCCCGGUAGACAGUCAGACAGGCUGCUGUCACGGCCCAGCUUCAACAGGGGCAUCUCUUCUGAGUUCCAAAAUCUCAUGAUGAGGGAUCUUAAUAGCUCUAUAGAUAUCACCCGUUUGCCUUCCCCUACAUCCACCGGAGGGGUCAUGCCAUCUCGUACCCAGAUGAGUUUUCAGGACCGUGACCAUCCUCAUCGAGCAUCCUCCAAAGACAUGUUUUACGUAUCACGCCCUCCCCUGGCCCGAUCCAGCCCAGCGUACUGCACGAGCAGCUCGGAUAUCACAGAACCUGAUCCUAAGGUGCUCAGUGUCAAUAAAAGCGUAUCUAUGAUGGACCUCCAGGAUUCCCGAAUGAACAGCGUGUCUAACCUGCAGUCGGUGGACAUGCUCAACUCCUCCCAGGCCUCCAUCGCCGGUAUGGGCAGCUUCGGCGGGCUGAGCAGCGGAGGCGGUGGCGGCCUGGGGUCGGGCCUGAGCAGCCAGCUGCGGGCCGGUGGGAGGUUGUCAGCUGGCUCUGGCGGCUCCAGCAUGUCCGGUGGCCUCCGGCUGAGCCAGCUGAGCCAGAUGGGCACCACCACCGACUCGCUAUCCCAGCAGCAGCAACAGCAGGCCGCCGCCAUGCGCUACCCGCUUUCCUUCCAGAAUCCCCUCUUUCAUCUGGCGACUGCUGAUGGGCCUCAACAGCAACAGCUCCAUCACCAGCACAGCCGGGCUCAACCUCCCGCACCCCUUCUCCUGGCCCCAGAGCCCGAACCCUCUCACCAGUCCUACAUCCCACAGUUCGCCCAUGGAGGGUUCUCUCGCAGUGAGGAUCUGUCCACCCUCAGGACCAGGGACGGUCACCUGGGACAACCCAGCAUCAUCCACUCACAUAGCUACAGUGACGACUACAGCAGGGCUGACUAUGGACGCAGGCAGAUGUCCAUGCAUAUGCAGGAUAAUCUCCAACAGCAACAAAUGAUGGGCAUGGCCUCCCAGACGGGAACCUCCCAUUCCUCUCUGGCCACCACGCCUCCCUCCACAGUCCAACCUAUGCGGCAGAGUUCUGUUGCUCCGCCUCCCACCCAGCGUGUCAAAUCCCAGACCUCCCAUCAGCUGUCCGUCAGUGCAGCUGCUGCACCCUCUGCUCCUGCAAAAACUAGGCCGCAAAGCGGAAACCUUCUCCAGUCGCCAGAAUCCGGCUACGGCAGGCAGCAUGGGCCCCGGCAGCUCUCCGUCAAAGACAACACUGCCCCGGGCCUGCCCCACCAGCAGAGCUCUGUCAGGGAAAGCCAGAGUCCACAGGGAACCACCAGUCAGAGCACUCAACAGUCACCACAGCAGCAGCCUCAGCAACAGCAGCACCUGCUCAAACCCACUAUGAGCAAACAGGGUUCCCAGUCUCCAUCUACCCUCAAUCCCCCAACGCCAGCCAAUGAGCGGACGGUGGCCUGGGUCUCCAACAUGCCUCAUCUGUCCGCUGACAUUGAAAGUUCUCGGAUUGACCGUGAGGAAUUCAAACUUAAGGAGUACUCAAAAAGCAUGGAUGAGUCACGCAUGGAUAGGGUACGGGAGUACGAGGAGGAGAUCAACUCCCUGAAGGAGCGCUUGAUGAUGUCCCACAAAAAGCUGGAGGAGUAUGAACGGAGGCUCCUCACGCAGGAGCAGCAGACCAAUAAGAUCCUCCUACAGUACCAGAAUCGUCUCGAGGACAGUGAGAGGAGGCUACGGCAGCAGCAAGUGGAGAAAGACUCCCAAAUUAAAGGAAUAAUUAGCAGACUCAUGGCUGUGGAGGAUGAGAUAAGAGGAGGAGCCAUCCUUGAGCCAAAAACCAGGAUUUUCGCUGAUCAGGAGGACCAGCUUUCCUCCCUGGGUUCUGCAGACCCCGGUGUGAAAACUGAAGGUGGAGGGGGAGGUGGAGGAGGUGGAGCAGUAACCAACGAUCAAGGCCUCAGAGUCUCUUCCUCGGGCAUUUCCUCUGUCAGCUCGCCCCACAAUGGAGUCCUCCCUCAAACUAUAGAUCCUCCCUCUCUACCCGCUCCUCAUCAACAUCCUAGUCAGAAUGGAGAGCUCCGUGGCAGCCAAACAUCUUCCCCAAUGACAACCUCACAGACAACUGGAACUACAGCAGCAGCAACUACAGGCAUAGCAGAAGAAGGGGGAGUAGGUCAAACACAGCACUGAGCCAAAUCAGAGAGAGAUGACCCAAAGGAAAACACCACCCCUGCCCUUUCCCCAUUUAGCAAGACAGUUCUUUGAAAAGAAAUCACCUUUUAUGUUCUUAUUGCCCAGGCAAGAGAGAGAAGAAAAGCAAGCAGGAGACGAGUAGUAAUCAUACAGCUACUGUACAGUGCUUAACACAUUAACACACAACAUAAAGGGCUCUUCAAUGGACAUUUGUUCUCUUGAUGCUCACAUGGAGCUUCAGAUAGUAUCAGUCUUGCAGGACAAGACAAUGAUACCUUACGUACUUUGAAUCUGUCAAACAAAGCAUUAACAUGCAUACCAAGAUAUGUGAAUAUGUGCUCCGUGCACUCAUCGCCUGUCUUUGAUUCCACUAGAAACAAACAUGUAAGGAUCAAGAACUAUAGAAUGUCUUGCACCCCAAAGACUUCAUAGUAGCCAUUAGCAAAGAAGUGCUAGAAGCUAGAAGCUAGCUUACAGUAACCCUUGACUCCCAUGGAUGUAGAUGCAUUAAUAUAUCCUGAACACGCCAGGCUACAGUUUGUUUUAGUAGGAAUGUGGCAGUGUGGUCUGGCUUUCAUAGUGCCUUUGAGUGUUUUUCCAACAGGGUUUUACAAUACAGUUAACAGACGGCGAUCAAGUUGGCUUUGCAAGUAAGGGAAACAAUAUAUGGGCCGAAAACAGAGAUUCAAAGACACAAGAUCAAGCAUCAUAGCGGUUUGAGUGAUGAGAGACAUUUCUGGGAACUUCUUUCUUCUUUUCAAUCUAAGGGACGUCUUGUUUUUGGACUGAGCUCGUGCAGUUUUUCUCUUCUCAAUCUCAGAACCGAUUUGUGAUAAACUGGUGCUAAACAGAAACAAAUGGUGCCAUUUUCCAAGUCAGCUGUCUGUGUCUGCCAUAGCACUGCCUCUUUCAUGGUUCACUCACUGUCUUUUCUCUCUCUCUCUUCUGCAGUUUGUCUUUGACAGGACUUUUUUUCCCCCUCCCAAUAUGUUCCGUGUGCGUCCGUCUUUGUUCUUUGUGCAUCAUGUUGUGUUAUGCUUAAAUGGGGGUGUUGGGGUUUCCAUAUCUGUUUUUGGGUUUUUUUGCACUCCUCCAAUCUCUGAUUUUAAUCACAUUUAAUAAAAGCAGCUCCCAGGCUCAGAAUUGAUGGAUCAACUAUUGCACUUUUGCCUCCAAAGGCUAUCUGUAGUUUACAACUAGCACUAGUAAUUUUAAUACGUUGAAAGACAGGGAUGAAUGAAGUGUAUUCAGUGUUUGUUUGUUUUUCUUUCACUUAAAUUAUGUUGAUUCUUUGUGUUUUUCUAGAAGAUGAUUAUUUUGCUUAUUUCAGACACAGCCUUUAAUAAUUUAUCUUGCAAUUUUCACCAAAACAAAUAAAUAGUAAAAACAGGUUUGUAGUUGGUUUGAGCAUACACUACAUUUUACCCCAUUUUUACUUUCAAAUUUGCCAAACACAAAGAGGAUUUUGUUUCCUUACAAAUAUCUGUGAAAAGACCAUUUCUAGGUUUGCUAAGCCUGCCGUUAAGUGCCUGGGAUAGAUGCAUUGAGUAUCCUUUGGCCAGUAGACUAGCUAGUCAUCAACCAAAUGCACCUUAUAAAGCCUUGCGUAACACAAUAAAAUAAAUUAUAUCCCUGAUUCUACAAAUUAUUAUAUAUUAUAUUAUCUUAUAUAUUACUGUGUGUAGUUUGCUUAACUUGAGGUUUCUUUUUUUAAAUGAAAAGAGACCUGUUGUUGAAAACAAAGCAAAAAAUAAAAAUAAAAAAUUUAGACAAUUGUUUGAUGUACUUUGCAAAUGAACUCAUGAUUUGAUUUCUCAUGUGUCCAAUGCUGAAAACACAUCUUUGAAAUGUUUGCAACAUGUAUCCAUAUUCCUUCAUUUUGUCUAUGAACUGUCUGCUGUAAGGUUUGUCUCGAUGUGAAUUUGUUUUUGUCUUUGUAGCCUCACACACCGGUGUCGCUCUGCAACAACUUGGCUUGUUUUAAAGUUCAAGAAGUGUUUCACAUCAGCCAUUUUUCACUUUAGACAGACCACAACAUUUUUGUUUUUGCCGUGUCAAAGGUCAAAAUGGCCUGCAGUGGUUAAGCUUAGAUUAGACUUCUAAUGAUAGUGAAUGUUGAACCACCAAAUGUUUAUAAUGCUAGCAGUCUUAUGCAGGGAAAGAUUGUCUAUUUAGGGCUACUUCUUUCUUGUGAAUUUACUUGUGUGGUGAAUGUUGGAUUCAAAGCGGGCUAGGUUAUGAACAUCAGUGUCUUUUCUGAGACGUGAUAUGAUCCGUGAUUGAGAAAUUAACAUUGCUGUGAAAAUACCUCAGUGACUCAGGUAAACAAGCAGUUGCCUCAGAGCUGAACACAAAAACUAUAGAAAAUAAAAAGAGACGAGUCCAGCUUUGGAAAGACUGCCACCAUGCAGAUACUCGGUCAAUAGCUAUGCUUUAAUAGCACCUGAUCAAGCACCCUCCCCCGUUUCUUCUCUCUCUCUGUCUCCCUUUUUUCCCCCCCAGCCACUCUCAAAGCUUCAUCGAGGACAAUGUGGAACCUAAUUGGCUGAUGCACCAUCGGCAGUCUGCAGGGUGGCAUGGCCAAAUGUC